AGACCAAAGACUUGACCACGCACCUAACACUACAAUGGCUGCCCCGCUCCGCUUUGUUGCCAUCUCCGGCUCCCUCCGCGCUGCCUCCACCAACACGGCGCUCCUCCGCCACCUCACCAGCAUUGGUGCUGAGCACGGUGCGCAGGUUGAAAUCGCCGACAUUUCGGGCUUUCCUGUCUUCUCGCAGGACAUCGAGGCCGACGGCUUGCCGGCCGACGUGACCGCCCUUGCUGAGUCCAUCCGUGGCGCCGACGGCGUCAUCUUUGCCACUCCCGAGUACAACUACUCGAUCGCGGCACCGCUGAAGAACGCCAUCGACUGGAUCUCGCGCGCCCGCAACGAUGAUGGCGUCCAGCCGUUCUCGGGCAAGCCAGUGGCCAUCGUCGGCUCUGGCGGCGGGAUGCGGACUAUGCGCGCGCAGAACCAUCUGCGCCAGGUCGGUGUCUUCCUCAACUUUAAGGCCUUCAACGGCGAGUUUGGCGUCAACUACUUUGCCGAGAAGAUCUUUGACGACGAGGGCAACAUCGUGGAUGAGGCCACUCAGAAGCGCCUCGCUGAGCACCUCGCCGGCUUUGUUGAUUUUGUCAAGGCGUGAGGGCGUCUUCCAUGAUCGCUGCCACCGGCUACGGCUGCAGCUCGUUAAAUCCAACACUCUUCUCCGAGUGCACCACAACCGAGAACGCGCCCUCCUGACCCGGCUUGAACGUUGUCGGCACGACGACGUACUUGCCCGGUGCGAGAUGGGUCUCCAAGUUGACGGUCCGGAGGUUCGAGUACUGUCCCGAGGUGGCCAGCCGGUCGCCGGCGCGGAGGCGGCGCGGAUCGAUGCGUCCGCCGCACGGCUACACUCCAGGC
This is a messenger RNA of Thecamonas trahens ATCC 50062, 855 nucleotides long. Its product is annotated as NADPH-dependent FMN reductase. The record is from RefSeq and is a predicted model, not a curated record. Gene Ontology annotation, molecular function: FMN binding; oxidoreductase activity. Gene Ontology annotation, cellular component: cytosol. Bases 35 to 595 code for a protein of 186 amino acids. The transcript has a single exon. NCBI's taxonomy places the organism in Eukaryota, Apusomonadida, Apusomonadidae.